CGGCGCUGGGAAUUCGAGAUGCUGCUGCCGUCGCCUGCGCUCCGCCGCGCCCUGCUGGCUUGCCCCUGGAGGGGCGCCUGGCUGCGGUGGCAGCAUGUCUCCUCCUUGAAGGUGUCCAACGAGCCCGUCUUGGCAUUUACGCAGGGCAGCCCUGAGCGAGAAGCACUGCAAAAGGCCUUGAAAGACCUUAAGGGCCAGACAGAAGCCAUCCCAUGCGUGGUGGGGGAUGAGGAGGUGUGGACCUCGGAUGUGCGGUACCAGGUGUCGCCCUUUAACCAUGGACACAAGGUGGCCAAGUUCUGUUAUGCAGACAAGGCCCUGCUCAACAAAGCCAUUGAGGCCGCCCUGGUUGCCAGGAAAGAGUGGGACCUGAAGCCUGUUGCCGACCGGGCCCAGAUCUUCCUGAAAGCAGCAGAUUUGCUGAGUGGGCCCCACAGGGCUGAGAUCCUCGCCAAGACCAUGGUGGGACAGGGCAAGACAGUGAUCCAGGCAGAGAUUGAUGCUGCGGCGGAGCUCAUCGACUUCUUCCGCUUCAAUGCCAAGUUCGCUGUGGAGCUGGAGGGCACGCAGCCCAUCAGUGUGCCGCCUAGCACCAACAGUGUGGCGUACCGGGGGCUGGAGGGCUUCGUGGCAGCCAUCUCCCCCUUCAACUUCACUGCAAUCGGUGGCAACCUGGCAGGGGCUCCAGCCCUGAUGGGCAACGUGGUCCUGUGGAAGCCCAGUGACACUGCCAUGCUGGCCAGCUAUGCUGUCUACCGCAUCCUCCGGAAGGCGGGUCUGCCCCCCAACAUCAUCCAGUUUGUGCCAGCAGAUGGGCCCUUGUUCGGGGACACCAUCACCAGCUCAGAGCACCUCUGUGGUAUCAACUUCACUGGCAGUGUGCCCACCUUCAAACACCUGUGGAAGCAGGUAGCCCAGAAUCUGGACCGGUUCCGGACCUUCCCACGCCUGGCAGGAGAGUGUGGUGGGAAGAACUUCCACUUUGUCCACCGCUCGGCCGACGUGGACAGCGUGGUGAAUGGGACCCUGCGCUCAGCCUUCGAGUACGGUGGCCAGAAGUGCUCUGCCUGCUCCCGCCUCUACGUGCCGAGCUCUCUGUGGCCGCAGAUCAAAGGGCGGCUGCUGGAGGAACACAGCAGGAUCAAAGUGGGCGAUCCUGCAGAGGAUUUUGGAACCUUCUUCUCCGCAGUGAUUGAUGCCAAGUCCUUUGGCCGUAUCAAGAAGUGGCUGGAGCAUGCCCGCUCCUCACCCAGCCUCACCGUCCUGGCUGGGGGCAAGUGUGACGACUCUGUGGGCUACUUUGUGGAACCCUGCAUUGUCGAGAGCAAGGACCCUCAGGAGCCCAUCAUGAAGGAGGAGAUCUUCGGGCCUGUGCUGACCGUGUAUGUCUACCCGGAUGACAAGUACAAGGAGACGCUGCAGCUGGUCGACAGCACUACAAGCUACGGCCUCACGGGGGCAGUGUUUGCCCAGGAUAAGGACAUUGUCCACGAGGCCACAAAGAUGCUGAGGAAUGCUGCCGGCAACUUCUACAUCAACGACAAGUCCACCGGCUCAGUGGUGGGCCAGCAGCCCUUCGGGGGAGCCCGAGCCUCUGGCACCAAUGACAAGCCUGGAGGGCCACACUACGUGCUGCGCUGGACCUCGCCCCAGGUCAUCAAAGAGACCCACCAGCCCCUGGGAGACUGGCGCUACUCGUACAUGCAAUGAGCUCACCCAGCGCUUCCCACCACCCACCUGUCUAUCUGUCCAGACG
Messenger RNA from Orycteropus afer afer, 1756 nucleotides. The record is from RefSeq and is a predicted model, not a curated record. NCBI's taxonomy places the organism in Eukaryota, Metazoa, Chordata, Mammalia, Tubulidentata, Orycteropodidae.